Durusdinium trenchii is the source of this 1797-nucleotide messenger RNA. The record is from the annotation of a GenBank genome assembly. Lineage: Eukaryota; Dinophyceae; Suessiales; Symbiodiniaceae.
AUGAAUGCGUUGCAAAAGGGCGGGACAAAGGAGAUGCAGCACAAAAUGACCAAAGAAGAAGAAGAAGACCAGAAAAUUCAUGAUGAGAAAGCUUGCUGGUGCAACUCCAACAUUUUCGAGAAGACAACCGCGGUCAAUACGAACAAGCGGAAGAUUAUUGCUCUGAAUGAUUCAAUCCAAAGGCUCACUGUGGACAGCGAGCGUUGGAGGGCCGAGAAAGAACAGCUCUCCAAGGAGAUUCUGAAUGCAAAGGCUGCACAGUCAUCAGCAGAAGAGGAAGACAAAAAACAACUUGAAGACUUCAAGAGGGAAGAAUCCAGGCUGCUUGGACUCGUUGAUGAAAUUGCUGAGGCUCACAGAAAGAUAGAGCCGAGUUUGAUUGCGAAGCUGCGCAAAAAGGUGGUGCAAGCUGAAGGAAAGCACCUGAGAGCUGGCCAAGUCGAAUCUUUUUUGCGAGAGAAGCCUCAAACAGAGGGGGUGGUCGCUGUCCUGGACCGCUUGGAGUCAGACGUGGUUGCCAAUCUUGGCACCGUCCGGAGCAAGGAGACACAGCGUGCCCAGUCAUUUCAACUCAUUAUUGAAGAUAAGAAAGCAGAAGAGAAGGCUUUGGAGGAGAGGAAACAAGCAAAAAGUGAAGCUAUAGCUGAAGCAGCUGAACAGAUUUCAAACAGUAAUGAGGUGAUUUCCAACGCUGAAAUCCAAGUUGAAGAAGAUUCAGAGCUCUUGGCUGAUGUGAAAGCCAAAUGUGAAAGGAUGGAGAAGGAAUGGAAUCAGCGUCAGAAGACCCGAGCUGAGGAAGAAGCAGCCAUCAAGAAAACUGCUGAAAUUUUGAAGAAAGCCUCUCUGGGACUGAUACAGCUACAGGACAUUGAGCACAAGAGCUUCUUGCAGGUGGAAGAGUCUAGGAGCUCAUUGCACAGGAAGAAGCUUGCUGAUGAGUUGCUAAAAGCUGCCGUGUACGAUUUGCGAUUGGUAAGCCUGGCAAUGCGAGCAAAGAUCGACUCCUUCACGAAUGUGCGAAUUGCAAUCCGAAACAUGAGUCAGUCUUUGGAAAGAGAGCAGAAUGACGAGGUCAGGCAAAAAGAGUAUUGUGUGGAGCAGUUCGAGAAGAACAAGAUGGACAUGGAGGCGAAGAAUCGGACAAUUCGGGCGCAAAGUGCAGACACGCUGAAAUUGGAGGCCGAAAUCCAGGCAGCUGGCAAUCAAGCAACAAACCUGCAAAAAGAGAUUGGCUCUUUGGAAGAGCAGAUGAGGCUGGCCAGUCAAAGUCGAGAGAAGGAGAAUAGCGAAUUCCAGACUUUGGUUCUUGAGCAGCGUGAAAUGAAGGCGUCGCUACAACAGGCGAUGUCCGUACUGCAAUCUCAAUUCAGCCAGGCAGAGGGAAGCUUUGCCCAGACCAAAGGUGCCGCUGCUGGCGGCUCUGGCCAGGUGAUGGAGAUGUUGCUAGAAUUGAUCAAAGAUUCUGAGGCUAUGAUUGCAGAAGCUAUGGAAGCAGAACAAACAUCGCAAGAAAGCUUCGAAGCAUUCACAUCAAAGACCAAUGCUGCAGUAGCAGUGAAGCAGAAUGGUAUUUCAAAAGAGAACAAGUGGCGCGGGAUGCAGGCUGUUCUUUUAGCUGAAACGUCUGAAGCCAAGCAUUUGACGACAUCGGAGCUCAAGCAGUUGCUGGCAAUGAAGGGGCAACUCCAUGAGAGUUGUGACUUUUUGCUUAGCCGCUUUGAUGUGCGGCAGAAGGCGCGUGCUGAAGAGAUGAAGGCCUUGAACAGGGCGGAAUCAGCUCUCUCAGGUGAUGCGUAG